CGAUGCUCAAACAUGGUGGUCCGAACGGUGAAUUCAGUUUCACUUUUUCGCUCAACCUCGCCGCCGUCGCCCCUGCCACUAGCAGCGUUCCACACGUACCGCCAAAUUCGAGCUUUUCAGUAUCUACAGUUGUCUCGUCUUUCAAUUUGUAAGCCGAUGGUGUUCGGUUAUUAUAACUUAAAAAGCGGUGGCAGUCGGAGUUAUUCCGUCCAAAGUUUUGUUGAUUCCGUGAUGGAAGAGUUUGAAGCAUUACGUCGGCGGAGGACAGUUCGUGCUAGUAAUAAAUCAGUAUUGACAAGCAAUAAGGAGCUUGUUGAAGAUAAAUUGCGGAAGCAAGUACUGCAGAAAGGGUUGCUGCUAGAAUUUAAGAAAGAUUCUGAAAGGAUAUUGCUUGCUGUAGCUCAGAAACCUGAUGGAAGGAAGAAUUGGAUAGUCUCCGAUCAGAAUGGUGUUACAACUUCCAUUAAACCACAACAGAUCACUUAUAUAGUUCCAGGGAUUGAUAAUUUCGACACCACAAACAUAUUGGACUUCAAUCAGAGAGCUCAGAAUAGCUUGGAUCCCACACUCCUUGAAUUUGCUUGGACUGAGCUUCUUGAAAUGAACAAGUCGGUAACAGUUGAAGAAUUGGCUGAGAUGAUUUUUGGCAGUGCUGAACCUGUUGAGAGCUAUUGCGCCCAUCUCUUGCUAUCGAGAGAUGAAAUUUACUUCACUGUGCUUGACAGCAAAGGCUCUUGUUCUGUUUAUGGUCCUCGGCCAACUGUUCAGGUUGAAGAACUUAGACGUAGAAUGCUUGCAAAGGAGGCAGCCGAUAAGGAAUUUCACGAGUUUGUGGAGUUACUAAAAUCUGCAAAAGCAAUGCCUCCACGUGGAAAACCGUCCAAAUGUUCCUGGAAAGUUGAAGAGAAAAUCUGGCACAGAAUCGAGUCUCUUGAGGCUUUUGCUAUAGAUGCUUGUAAAGAUGAGCAAACGAAUAUUGCAGGAGCGAUCCUGAAGGGAAUGGGCUUACCAAAGACGCCUACUUCUGCAGUAAAUCUCCUCAUAGAUAUUGGGUAUUUCCCAGUACAUGUCAAUCUUGAUCUCCUAAAGUUCAGCAUACGUACCAAUUAUCCAGAUAAGAUUUUGUCAGCUGCUGAAAGGCUUCUGCUUGAAUCACCCGAUACAGAUAAGGACGACAGGAUAGAUCUGACACAUCUGAAGGUAUAUGCAAUUGACGUGGAUGAAGCAGAUGAGCUUGAUGAUGCACUAAGUGCGACAAAGUUGCAUGAUGGCCGUAUUAAAGUUUGGAUACAUGUUGCUGAUCCAUCUAGCUUUGUUCAGCCUGGGAGCAUGAUAGACAGAGAAGCAAUGCAAAGAGGAACAUCUGUUUUUUUACCAACUGCCACCUAUCCAAUGUUUCCUGAGAAACUUGCCAUGGAGGGAAUGAGCUUGAGGCAAGGAACAAAUUGCAGGGCUGUUACAGUAUCAGUUGUAUUGCACUCUGAUGGCAGCAUUGCAGAAUAUGCAGUGAAUAAUUCAACCAUUAGACCGACGUAUAUGCUAACAUAUGAGAGUGCAUCUGAGCUGCUUCAUCUGAAUCUGGAAGAAGAGUUGGAACUAAGGACUCUUUCUGAGGCUGCAAGUCUUCGGCUUCAGUGGCGACGUGGACAGGGUGCAAUUGACACAGGCUCGCUGGAAACUAGAAUAAAGGUGGAAAAUCCAGAUGAUCCAGAACCAUCAAUUAGGUUGUAUGUUGAAGACCAGAGAGAUCCUGCAAUGCGACUCGUUUCCGAAAUGAUGAUACUUUGUGGGGAAGCUCUAGCCACAUAUGGUUCUGCUAAUAAGAUUCCUUUACCAUACAGAGGACAGCCCCAAUCCAACAUUGAUACAUCUGCAUUUGAUCAUCUUCCAGAAGGCCCAGUUCGUAACUCUGCUAUUGUGAAAAUUAUGCGUGCUGCUGAAAUGGAUUAUAGAAAGGCUAUACGCCAUGGUAUUCUGGGUAUUCCUGGUUAUGUGCAGUUUACAUCUCCUAUUCGCAGAUAUAUGGACCUCCUUGCUCAUUACCAGGUGAAAGCCUUUCUUAGAGGCGAUGCUCUUCCAUUUACAGCUGGGCAACUAGAAGGGAUGGCUGCAUCUGUGAACAUGAAUGCUAGGAUAGCAAAGAAGCUAUUUAGCAGCAGCCUACGGUAUUGGAUACUAGAAUACUUGAGAACACAACCCAAACAAAGAAAAUACCGUGCGCUGAUCCUUAAAUUCAUCAAAGAUCGGAAUGCAUCUUUACUACUUUUGGAGGUUGGGUUUCAGGCGUCGGCUUGGGUGUCGAUAGGGUCACAUGUCGGGGAUGAAGUGGAGGUUCGGGUUGAAGAAGCUCAUCCGCGUGAUGACAUCCUUACGCUCAAAGAAGUUGUACAAGUGACAUGAAUCUCUUUGGGAUCUUAUCACAAUAAUACUUAGACACCGGUCUGCGCCAUUAUAUUUUGAUGAAGUCAAAAACAACUUAUGACGGUUGUUCUUGCAGUUUUGACCCGCAAACAGGUGGACGAGGUUCCGAUGGCUCGGGCAGACAUAAUAGAAUCCAAGUCAGACGCCAAUAAUCGGUAGUCAAAGCCCGGUUUUAUCGUAUGAUAUUAUAGAAAAAUCCAUGUCCAAGAUACAAAAAAAGGUAUAUCUCUACUUAUUGACUUUAGAAUUAUAUCCAGUAAAUCAGUUAGGAAAUGUAACCUAAAACCAACUCAUUUUUAUCGUAUAUAGGUUGAAAUUUUCCCUCUAAAAUCACAUGGUUUUG
Messenger RNA from Cynara cardunculus var. scolymus (artichoke), 2764 nucleotides. RefSeq names its product ribonuclease II, chloroplastic/mitochondrial. The record is from RefSeq and is a predicted model, not a curated record. Gene Ontology annotation, biological process: mRNA catabolic process. Bases 13 to 2400 code for a protein of 795 amino acids. The transcript has 14 exons. Gene Ontology annotation, cellular component: exosome (RNase complex); P-body. NCBI's taxonomy places the organism in Eukaryota, Viridiplantae, Streptophyta, Magnoliopsida, Asterales, Asteraceae. Gene Ontology annotation, molecular function: 3'-5'-RNA exonuclease activity; RNA binding.